AUGAAUCACGCCCCGUCGCUUUUGCCUCGAUCGGGAAAAUCGGCUGUCAGACGUCUAGCACGGCUGGUGAGAGCUGCUGUCCGUCCAGAUGAAGAGGAAGUUGACACAAAGAAAAAAUCCAAAUGGAACGAGAGCUAUGAAAGCUUGCUGAAAAUCAAAAAGGCGCUGGACGAAAAAGCCAAGCAACCAGGAGCGAGGGUCUACGAUUUUCGUAUGUUUGAUCUAGUGCUAGGGAAUUCGAAACCGACAAGGGCUAGGAAAGAAAAGGGUAUAACGCCACCAUUAGUACAGCAAGCUUACAAUUUGAUACGGAGUUUUGAGGGGAAGUCAAAAGAAUUCGGCGAAUCGGCGAACAUCAAGUUUUUGAGCCCUCGAUUCGCUCCGAUAAUGCCGGACAAAGCGGACAUCAAGGGCUCCUUGUCUCCCUCAAUCUUUUCUUUUUACAAAGACGACACAGAAGAUCAACUGUUACCAUUGCCAAAGCUCCUUGACGCCACCGGAAUGACGGAAGGAGAUAGAGGAGAGGUACUCGAGACUGUCAUGGAAGUGACAGGAGCCCGACAGAUCGUCGAUGAUGCCAUGAAGACCUUAUCGAGUACGGAACUGUUUGGAAUGCAAGGCGAAAUUGAAGAAGUCACGGAGCGUAUAGCAAAGAUAUUCACAAAUUUGGAGAGCACUUUCAAUCGGAGGCAGAAGAAGGAUAUGAAGAAACGAGGCUUUACAUUCUUGGAGACGAAUCAGUUAGAAGAGCUGCACAAGGAACAAGGUCUCGCCAAACAUGCGUCUGAAAUAGACUUCGACAUCCACGAGUACGGUAACCAAACCCGCGCUCAGCGUGAAGAUUCGCUAUGGCUUCGCAUAGCUGAAAUAGCAGCCAAUGGAACGAAAACCAGAUCUAAACGACAGAUCACCUGGUUGUCAGUAAACAAACCUACCGUACUAUCACCGUAUAUGUUCUCACCAGUCUAUGGACUUGUCGUACUUGGUCCCUGCAUCCGAGCUACAACUAAAGACGGUUUAGAGCACGAAAAAUUAAUCCUUGACCAGAAAGGGCUACAAAAUAUGAAAGAAGUUCAUAAAAACUGGUACUUCUACUCGAUAAAAGCCCUGCUUGGACAACUAGGCAAAGAGCUUCUUGGAAAGCUAAACAGCGCUUCGCGUGAACGAUUGAAGUUGUGCCUGAAGCGCAUUGUAUACAUGAAAGAUCUUCGAAAAACUGCAGCUUGUCUGCUAAAGGCUCGGGAAAGAUGGAAAAAAUUUCUUAAAUACAAGGGUGUAAAAGAAGCAGACAUGGAUUUGCCUCCAAAAGCACUCCAUAGAGGUUAUGACCGGAUACCGUCAAGAAUUCCGCAUGCUCUGAGAAUUCGUAAACUUCGACUGAGAAGGUCAAAACGUAGCCCUGAUCGUUUGAUAUUGCCAGAUGAUUUGAGGGACAAUGAUCACGUGGUGAAAUCUGCCGAGUUUGCGCCACCUCUCAAAGAACCCUCAAAAAGUCCAAUCAAUAAAGUAGCCGGUCUUUUCGUUUCCCUCUUUGGAAAGACUAGUGCGAAUGAAUUGCCACAAAAAUGGUCGACUACCUACAAAAGUAUCUUAAAGUUGUCUAAAUACAUCGACAAAAACGAAAAUUCUCCCGGAACUCGUGUGUAUAAUACACGAAUCUAUGAUCUCGUCAUGGAUGCGAAAGGGACAAAGCAAGGCAGUGAGAUAGGAAAAGCAUUCGAGCAACUGCAAUCUUCGCUUUCUUUACGGCAAAGUUCUGACUUAGACAAGAGAGGAUUCACGUUUAUGAAUCCUAAACAAAUCGACAAGUUACACGAAAAACAAAAUGUGAGCGAACCAGAGGUUCUUGAACAAAUGGAAAGCUAUAAAAAGUUGCCCAAACAUAAGCGUGAAGAGAUGCUUUGGCGAUCUAUUGGAGAACUGGCUGGUUUGAGUCUUGUGAAGUAUACGCAUAGAUUCCAAAUUCUAAGUAGAUUAAACCAGGACUUCGGUUACCUUUCUAUUAUUGCUUUUACAUUCGCUCUUCAUCCUAAGGGAAGAAACCGAACAUCCAUGCUGUUUGCGAUUUUGGUCGUUGCUGUUGCGGUUAUUGUUCCAACACGAUCAUAUGCAAGGACAAUUUACAAACUAGUUGAGUAUGACAAAAAUUGUCCCAAAAACGAGGAAUGGGCGGAAUGCAAGGACCAUUGUAUUCCCGAUUGCACUAAUCCGCGACCGCUAGUGUGCGUCAAGACUUUGGAUUGUCUACCCGGAUGUCAGUGCAAGAAAGGCUUCAUCAUAUCUAGUGCCGGAUGCGUUCGAGAUUGUUCUCAAGAAAAUUGCCCUCGUCCAAACGAAAUUCGAUCCAAGUGUAUUCCAAGGCCACAAUGUCAGCGCACUUGCUUCCCACCUAGUGAAACACAUGAUUCAAUUCGAUUCUGGAGACCAUUAAACUUAACAUACAUUUGUAGUAAUGAACCUUGCAUACCUUUUGAAUGUGAAUGCCAGAAAGGUUACAUUCGUCUCCACAACACACCGGGAAGGGACAGAUGCAUUCCUCUUGCGACUUGCAAAAUACUGAAAGAUCAGUUUGGAUCCUCUUUGCCAUCUGGAUUUGACGUCACAGUUCUGAAUAACAAAACUGAUUCCUGGAAACAACCCAGUUUAGGCCAGAAAUGGAAUGGUGAUGGUAGCACAAUAUCGCAACGGCGGCGUCAUGUUAUGCCAGGAACGCUUGUUUGCGGCGAGUCGCACAGCUACACACAAGAAGGCCUUGUUUUAGACGAAGAAGGCUUUGCAAAAGUCAAAGACAUACAUAGAAACUGGUAUUUUUUCUCUAUAAAGGCUUUGCUUGGACAGAUCGCAAAGGAGCUACUUGAUAGCAUAGACAGCGCUUCGUGCUUGCGACUUAGGCUGUGCCUCAAGCGAAUAGUACGCAUCAGAGAUGUCAGAAGGACAGCUACAUGCUUACUAAAAGCCAAAGAACAGUGGAGAAAACACAUAAAAUUCAGACCGUUACGUGCUAACGAGUGUGCAUUGGAUGGACAAUGCAAUCAACGGGUGUGGACGAACGUCACGAAACUGUACGUUGCAAAGAGUUACUUGAAGAUGAAAGAAGCACGAAGGCGAGCGCACAUAUUUGGCUCGAUAAGAUUCAAACGAAGCACUGGCCGUUUGACCUUGCCGAUGGAAUUGAGAGCCGAUUAUGACAAGGUGAAGACAAUGAAUCAUGCGCCAACGAUACAACAGAAGAGUGGAGCAAGUCUAGUUCAUCGCCUCACAAAUCUCUUCGUAUCUCUCUUUGGAGAGUCUUCGGUAGAUGAAUUACCCAGGAAAUGGUCGAAUACGUAUCAGACCAUAGCUAGAUUAUCCAAAGUGCUAGAUACAAAUGGGGAGUUGCCCGGAGCAAAAGUGUACAGUGCGAGAAUCUACGAUGUUGUCGCUAACGACAAACGAGUCAAAGCUCAUGAUAAAAUUCAUGUUCCUUCAUAUCUUAAAGAUGCUUUUGCCAUCGUAAAUUCGUUCAGUGGGGCUGAAAACGCACGAAUACUUAGUCCACGGAUUGCUCCUCUUUUACCGGAUAGACAUACUAGAGGUUUUUUGUCACCCUCAAUUCUUCCAUUCUACAAGGAUGAAAGCGAACAACAGAUACUGCCGGUUCCAAAGUUGCUUGAAAACGUCGGCCUUAACGAGAGUGACCGGCAACGGGUUAUCGAAAUGAUAAUGGAAGUGUCAGGAGCACGCAAAACCGUCGAUAAGGCAGCCAAGGUGCUGCAUUCUUUGAGUGCGAUGGGCAUGGAUGAGAGACUUCUUGCAGUAACUGAAAAGAUAGGCAUGGCGUUUGAGCAGCUUCGAACUUCAUUAUCAAGGAAGCAAAGCACGGAGUUGGAUAAAAGAGGAUUCACUUUUAUUAAUCCCAAACAAAUGGAGAAACUUAUCCAGGAUCAAGAAGUAAAUGUUCCGGCUAUACACGAGCACGUAAACAGCUACAAAUCCUUGUACCACAGCGGAAACGAAAAGAUUCUGUGGGACGCUGUUGCGCAGAUAGCCGGAAGGAAGAGGUCACUGCUUAGCUGCAAUCAAGUUUUUUCUUAUGGAUGCAUGAAUAUUGCUCUUUUAUUCACUUCAUUAAUCUGUUAUCAACUCACACUACAGGAGGCGUGGGCCAAAGUGUACGAGGAAAGCAUGAAUAAUUUAGUGCUUAAUCAUGAAGAUUUCAAAAAAGUUCGCGACAUACAUAGAAAUUGGUAUUUGUUUUCUCUCAAAGCCCUGCUUGCACAAUUAGCCAAAGACUUCCUCGUUGCUGCCUCCACUGAAAGUAGCCAGGAACUAAAAAGAUGCUUACGAACUAUACGAGAAACAAAAGAUCUCACUAAAACAGCAAGGUGCCUCGUAAAAGCAAAAGCGCUUGAGGAGAAGACGACAAACUUACGCAGCGGACUGAAUUCAAAGGACAGAGAGAAAGUCUUGGAAAUGAUAAUGGAAGUUUCUGGCGCUCGAGAAGCUGCCAACAACGCAAUGAAGAUUCUGAGCCAACUACGAUCUCUAGGAUUUGGCGAAAAAAUGCUCAACGCAAACGAAAAGAGCAAAGAGUUGAAUGGUAAGGGUUUCACAUUUAUGGAUUCAGAGCAGAUGAGGAAACUACACAGAGAGCAAGGCAUGAAUGAACCAGAAAUCAAGAAAAAUGUGGACAUCUACGAGAAAUUGUCAAAAUCAGAAAGAAUGGAUGCCCUUUGGGAAACGAUAGCUGAUAUCGCAGCUCUGAGAAAGGCUAAGCAUCUCACUCAUUUGGUGUUCGCUUUCUUCACAAUGGAAUCUGAUGGCAGAAUAUAUCUGGAUGGUGAAGCAGCAGAGAGACGUCUUGAGAGCGUUAUGGCUGUGGCAAAAAGACAUCCGCACCUCAAAGUACUAUUUGCCAUUGGCGGAUGGGAGAACUCGCAAUAUUUCACAUUAUUGGCAGCUGACUACCCACGAAGAAGUCUUCUCAUCGAAAAUAUUAUUGAUACCGUCAAAAAAUACGAUUUUGACGGUGUCGAUCUAGAUUGGGAAUAUCCAGUGACAGGAGGAUCCGUCGAGGGAACACCGGCCGAUCGAAGAAACUACGUCCAUCUGAUGAGAGAAUUACGAAAUAAACUAAGAGAAGUCGAAGAACAAACUAAUAGACCGACAAGCUACUUGAUUUCUUUUGCUGGAGCAGCUGGCCACUGGGUGCUCAAGCCAGGAUACGAUCUCGUACAACUGGUAAAGUACGUCGACUUUGUAAAUGUGAUGUCGUAUGACUACUUCGGAGCAUGGCAGUCUAAAUGGGGCGCAUUUACUGGACCACCGGCGCCGUUGCAGUUUGCCACUCCUAAAGGGUUUUCCGGACGAAUGAAUGUGCAUGCUACCAUGAAAUACUACAGUUGUCAAAUCAAAGCUACGAAUAAGCUUAACAUGGGUGUUCCAUUUUAUGGACGUUAUUGGUAUAAUGUUGGUGACGCUGUGGAUGCCAGCGAUGAAAUGUGGCGAAGAGCCAAAGCUAGUGAUGGUCUCACCAAAUACGAGGGCGGUGACGUGCAAUGGCGCCAGCUUCAUCAGAAGUUCGACGUGAAUCGCGCGAAGUUCCACCAGGGAGCAAAGAGUCCAUACAUAUGGUUGUCGGAAAAUAAGACAUUUGUGGGAUUUGAGAAUCCAGAAAGCUUGCAAUUCAAGACAGAUUACAUUAUCGAAAAUGACCUCGGAGGCGUUAUGGUAUGGGCCAUAGAUUUUGACGAUGACGAUCUAACCAUGCUCAAAACUGUAACGGAGAAAGGUGAGCUUUGCAUCCGUAAUGGACAUCCAAGGGGUUUAGCGUAUAAGUGUUCACCAAUAGGCGAACAACGAUGGUGGACGUAUGACGAUGGUGAGGAACUAGCCGGAAUGUGUGGUAAGUCAGCGCCUUUGUACGACGGUUACUAUCCAGUUUGUGAUCCAGACGAUCCAGGACAUGCUUGUUGUGGAAAGUUCGGCUAUUGCGGCUCCGGUCCCGAAUUCUGUUCUUGUCCAGAAUGUGUGGACUAUGGAGCAGACCCUAUGCUGAUUUUGAAGGAACCGAUCAAGCCUACACAAGCAAAAAUCACCUGGUAUACCUCGGAUGCAGCUGAUGGCAAAAGGGGACGAUGUGGGCGACAGGCUCCCCCAAUUGACGGCGUGAUUCCCACAUGUAAUCCCGACGACGAGAAUGCACACUGUUGUAGUAACGGAGGUUAUUGUGGAAAUACAAAGCAACACUGCGAAUGUGUCGGAUGCGUGGACUUCUCAAAAACAAGAGAUUUUGUCUACAAACCAACCGAAUGGUGGACCUAUGUUGAGAAUCCUGUAAAUGUUGGUCGAUGCGGUCCCGACGCACCUCGUUUACCUUCUGGCAAGAUUCCAAAAUGCGAUCCAACGAGUGAGGCGCACUGCUGCAGUCGUGCUGGUUACUGCGGCAAUGGUAUGGAUUAUUGCGAAUGUCUCGGAUGCGCUGACUUCAAGAAAAAUCCUGACUUUGAGUAUAACAGCCCUUAA
This is a messenger RNA of Cylicocyclus nassatus, 6504 nucleotides long. The record is from the annotation of a GenBank genome assembly. NCBI's taxonomy places the organism in Eukaryota, Metazoa, Nematoda, Chromadorea, Rhabditida, Strongylidae.